CGAAGCUCUUUAUAAAGAGCUGUAACAAAACUCCGGAAACAUUGCAGAAACCCCUCCCGAUCGUGAGACCAUUUCAGCCGAACGAUAGAUACAUUUCGAGCUUUCCGCUUCAGCUGCUCGCGCACCUUCCUGCAGUGGAACUGGGACAUUGCCGCGACCCGUCAUCGCGACCGCCCGCUGUGAGACCAAGUCGCCAUUUGAAUGCCGGAUCAACAGAACAACAACAUCUCGAGUAAUAAUAUACAAGCCAGCAAGCUGUCUCAGAAGAUAUUGUCGACUGGGACGAAGAGUAGCAGAAAAAAUAAUGGAACGGGGAAAGACAGUGGUGGAGGCGGGGUAUCGGUGACGAAGAAUAAACCGUUUGCUCAAUCUACUCGAGUUCAGUCACCAGAGAUGAAGCCAGUUGCUUCCCCUUCGAAUGGGAAUCCCAUCACAUCCCCCGUACUGGAUGCUUUGUCCUCCGCAGCAUUAGACCGAUCCUCUUCCCAGAGCACAAACGAAUGGGCAAAGAAUAUCCCUGCGUUUUCGAGCUCCCCCUCCAAUCUGAUAAACCUUGGGGAGGAGAGUCCUCCCGCACCGUACCUACCUUCUUCAUAUGAAGGUUGGGCAAUAAGAGAUAGAGGAGUUUCCAACGGCCAUAUUUCAUCAGCAUCCCCACCCUCAAGCCGAAGAAGACCUCUAAGCUAUCAACUUGACGGUAACUACACACAAGGCUUUGAUGAGCACCGAUCGCAAAUAUCCUCCUACGCUGCUCGUCGAAGCUCGAUGUAUUCACAACACCCCCGAUAUGCGCAACACCCUCCACUACCGCACCAACCUCAACCCCACUUCUAUGGUGUCGAUGCUAACCUGAUGCUCUCCCCUCCAACUCCCGGACUGGUUCCCGGGGAUAAAGGGUUUUACUGUGGUUUCGACAGUCUGCCAACAUCUUCACAGUCGAAAUCAACUGAGAAUGUCGUCGUGACCGGAUACGAAGGGGGUAUAAAUAUCUAUGCAGUCUCAAGGAGAGGAUUGCAUAAGACAUCCAGUAUUGAUGGGCUACGAGGUGGGGUUUACAACGCCAAAAUACUGCCGUGGAGAAUCCCGGGGACUGGCUCCAAACACGCUCCGUUGAUAGUUGCCGUUGUCCAUGGGCCAAUCUGGGCAUCCAGUGAAGUGUCAAGUGGUGAUGAUGGAACACCUCCCUCGGAAGCUAUCUCCGUAUCUCAAAAUGGCAGUGCUCGAGGAUCACCAAGAAUGCCUGGGCCGUCCAUGAAUGACAAUGACCCAAUCGAAUACUAUCAAACCUCGGUAGAGGUUUAUUCGCUUCGCACAAAACAACAUGUUGCAACUUUGCUCUCCGUUCCCAAAAUUCACCUGGCAAUUCCAACAACUAGUCCUUUGUUUGUGGCGCCACCUCCGGUCGGAGCGUUAACCAUUCGUGCAGAGAGCGGUACCAUCGUUGUAGCUUCUGGUACGACUGGAGAAACUUGGAUCUUCCGUCAAACAAUAGCCGACUCUGCUUCGUCAGAGCUGUUCAGGUGCAUUGGCAAAAUUUGGACCACCGUGCAACACGGGGUUACACUUGACCCUGUAGGCCCAAACGGUUUGGUCGAUGGUGACUGGCCAUCGACCGAUCCUAUCUCGGUGCGCAAACAAUACAAAGCCUCCAUACUGUCACUCAGUGGCCGCUGGUUAGCUUACUGCCCACCAGCACCGUCAUCACAAGUCUCCCUUCGUGCGGCUGUUCCCAGUGCCGUUUCCACGGCAAGAGUUCAUGGGUUGAAUGCUUAUGCUCCCCCGCAACUACCAGGCGUGAACUGCAUGGUUGAAACUCCUGGUGGAGAGAGCAUGAUGAAGCAAAUUGUCCAGAUAGGAACACAAAAGUUUAUUGAAGCGGGAAAUCUGGUAACGGACUGGGGGAUUCAUGCCUGGAACAACUAUAGGAACAAGUCUUCGUCAAAUCAACAGUCAAAUGGAGACCAGUACCAAGCCCACUCGAACGUCCGGACAAAUAUGGGACAGCAGUUCCCUCCUACCCAUGGGUUACCAACUCCAGCACCUCUCGUUUCGAAAGAUCCCGGCCUGAUAUCGAUUCUCGACUUGGAAUCUCUUGCUCAACACAGUUCAUCAACGGCAUCAUCCCCACAUCCCUUAGCAACGUUCAAAGUUCCUCAUGGAUGCAGCUUUUUGUCUUUUGCUCCAAGUGGCCUAGCCUUAUUUACAGCAAGUAGCAAGGGCGAUGUGCAAUCAGUUUGGGACCUGAUGCGCAUCCAAUACGCGAAGGCAUCGUUCUUGAAGGCGGGAGUUCAAGGCGGGGGGUUUCCAGGCCCUCAUGUUCGACAGAUCGCCCAAUUCUCGAGGAUGACCAUCGCUAGGAUUGUUGAUGUUGUGUGGACGUCCCCUCAUGGGGAGCGUGCGGCGAUGGUUACGGAACCAGGGACUGUUCAUAUACUUGACCUCCCAGCCAGUGCUUUCACAUGGCCUCCACAACGUCGAAGAGGUCCAGCUCAGAAGUCAGAUGACGGCGCCGGUGAAAUUGCCAAUCCACCCCUUACCGCUACUGGAUUGGCGUCGAGCGCAGUCAGUUCUCUGUGGACUGCAGCGCAACCUCUCGUGAGCCGCCGACGUCGAAGCAGCGUUGGCCUGUCUGCCAAAGCUGUAACAGCUCAGGCGGGACAUGGCACACAAGCCCUGGCUGCUGGAAUUAGUAGAUCUGUUGGAGCGGCAACAGGGAAGAUGAACGAAAUGCGCAAAUCCGGGCACACGAAGCUGUAUCUCCCUAACAGCACGGCCGUUCCCAGCAGAGCGUGCAUCUUACUACUCAAUGGGAAGAGAAACGAUUCUGUCAUGGCGGUAGCAGGUGGGAUUGUCCGGUUUUAUUCUAUCAAGAACAGAAGAGCGGAUCGCCCGGUGGACAAACAGAAAGCCUCGAGAGGCGCCAGAUACGUUGAAUAUCGUAUUCCGAAUCUACUUGAUUUCAAGUUCGCGCCAGAAAUUACGCGCGACCUGAAUCAAGUUAGUGACCUCGAGCUCACCGAAAGAGAUAUCGAGGAGUCUCGUUGGAAGACGGGACACUCGCCAUCUCCCGCGCCCCAGUUGCGUGGAACAGAAUCAUCCAUUCCUCAGGCGGAGAUCGAAUCGAAUGCUCCAUACCAGCCAUUCCAUACUGAUCGACGCGUGGGGCUGCACGUUUAUUCGCACGAGGAGGCUCCUCUGCCUUCACCUUCUGUGUCCGCUCUCCUUUCUCCGCCUGGGUUGGCAGAUGAGGUGAAAUCUUCAUCCUGCAGCAAAUCCACAGGUGCUUGGGCUUUCGGUAGACGCAUCAAAAUCACUAAACUUGAUGUAGGACCUCCACACAACCCAGAUGAUGAUGUGGACGAUUCUGCGGAUCACCGCGCACUCCCCUCGUCAGCAAUAGAACGCGUCUUGAGGGUCACGGAUAGCACCGAGGAGAUGGAGCAGAUCGUGAUUACCACAAGAAGACGUAAGGCUGUUUCACGUGCUGGCGAAAAUUCCGGAGAUGUUGACGAAGAGGGGUUCUUCGAAGAUGAUUGUGAUGUGCUUGACUUCGCCAGCCAGAGAGUGUAAUUGUCGCCUUGGAACAGGAUACGCUUCGCCACUCUCUCAUUAUACACUCUUUUUGAACAUAGCAUCGACGAUAGAAUAUGGGUGCUUUGGGGCAUCUGGUGGAGUUUGACCCUGCUUACAUGAACCUUCGAUGGCCACCUCAACGGGUCAACACGUUGAUUCUUGCUUUUGAAACGGUUUGGGUACUAUUUUUCGCAUGAGGAGUUGGCGUUGGAGCGGGUGCGACUUGGGGGGAGGGAGGGGUAGGGCAUGCAGCUACA
This is a messenger RNA of Hyaloscypha bicolor E, 3830 nucleotides long. RefSeq lists its product as uncharacterized. The coding region runs from base 202 to 3570 and encodes 1122 amino acids. Gene Ontology annotation, biological process: autophagy; response to starvation. The record is from RefSeq and is a predicted model, not a curated record. NCBI's taxonomy places the organism in Eukaryota, Fungi, Ascomycota, Leotiomycetes, Helotiales, Hyaloscyphaceae. Gene Ontology annotation, cellular component: cytoplasm. The transcript has 2 exons.